AAAAUUAGAGUAAUUUCAGUUUAGGUAAGGAAAGGUCUUGCUUGAUAGCUUCUUAAAUUCGUCUGAAACGAGUAAAACUUAAGAUGAAAAUUGUUGCCUUAUUGGCGCUUUGCUUAAUAGUUACCUUAGUGAACGCACAGGGGAACUACAAAAAAGUUUGUUAUUUUGCUAACUGGCCCUAUUACCGCCCAGGGGCUGGACAGUACGACGCGGAUAAGUUAGAUCCGUUCGAAUGCACACACAUGAUCUAUGCGUUUGCUGUUCUUGACAAGGUGACCUACGAAAUGGUAGUCUACGAUUCCUACGUAGACAUUGAUCUUGGUGGUUACCAAAAAUUCACCGCCUUAAAGCAACGAAAUCCUAACCUUAAAACAUUGAUUGCGCUUGGUGGCUGGAAUGACUCGGCAUUUACUACUCAAUAUUCAGAAUUAGUUGCUGAUCCAGUGAAGAUGAGAAAUUUCGUAUCAAAAGCUGUUGCUUUUGUUCGUCAGUAUAACUUUGACGGUCUUGAUUUCGACUGGGAGUAUCCUGGAGAUCCGGGAAAACCUGAAGACAAACAGAACUUUAUUACACUCCUCGCUAUGCUUCGGGAUGCUUUCAAACCAUACAACUUACUUUUAACUAUGGCACCAUCUUGCAGUAUCAAACGAGCUGAAGUCAGCUACGAUAUCCCAGGCCUAGCCGCCACAGUAGAUUUUGUCAAUUUCAUGGCAUACGACAUACAUGGAGCUUGGGAAAAUCAAGUAGAUCAUCACGCACCCCUUUACCGACGUAGUUUUGAAGAAGGAAAAGAGGCGGUUAUUAUAUCUGAGUCAAUCGAUUAUUGGUUGGCGCAAGGUAUGCCCGCUCAGAAGUUGAUCUUUGGAUUGCCCAGCUACGGUCGAAGUUACAGAUUGGCUGAUGCAACGAAAACGGACCUAUUGUCUCCGGCUAUCGGUGCUGGUCCUCUUGGACCAUACACCGGACAGGAUGGAUUCCUUGCUUUGUACGAAAUGUGCUUGAAUCAACAGAGCGGAUGGACAGUGGUCACCGAUCCAACUGGCAAAAUGGGUCCUUAUGGCUACAGUGGUACAACAUGGGUCUCAUGGGAUGACAUUGACAUGGUUAUCACUAAGGUAAAAUACGCUAUGAACAAGGGUCUUGGGGGUAUUAUGUUCUGGGAACUCACCUUGGAUGACUUUAACGGAUUCUGUAACAUGGGCCAACGACCAUUUUCAAAGGCCAUUACCGCAACUUUAGAAGGACGACCUUUUAAUACGUCAACCCCAGCUCCAACUCCAACGCAAUAUCCGAUAACGACGACAAAAGCUAUGACCUGCACAAGCGAAGGAACAUAUUAUGCUGAUCCGGCCAACUGCACCAAAUACUACCGAUGUGUUAAUGGCAAGAUUAUCACUUACUACUGUCCAGCUAGCCUUGCAUUCAACUCUUACAUCAGCCAAUGUGAUUGGCCCUACAACGUACCUGGAUGCGCCUAAUCUUCCCGUUUAAACUUGGACUUUUUCUUCCCGCUUCCUUAUGGAAAUAAGUUGCCGUAUUUGAAGUAGAAAACCAAUACUUGCUAAAACAUGGAUAUGAAAACACUUAGUAAUAUAAAUAUGACCCAUAUAGCAAGAAUAAUAAAGAUACCUGCGUAUACCUA
Daphnia magna is the source of this 1642-nucleotide messenger RNA. Its product is annotated as probable chitinase 10. The record is from RefSeq and is a predicted model, not a curated record. The transcript is spliced from 7 exons. Gene Ontology annotation, cellular component: extracellular region. Gene Ontology annotation, molecular function: chitin binding; chitinase activity. NCBI's taxonomy places the organism in Eukaryota, Metazoa, Arthropoda, Branchiopoda, Diplostraca, Daphniidae. Gene Ontology annotation, biological process: carbohydrate metabolic process; chitin catabolic process. The coding region runs from base 84 to 1478 and encodes 464 amino acids.